Molecule: messenger RNA, 2346 nt
Organism: Acipenser ruthenus (sterlet)
Lineage: Eukaryota; Metazoa; Chordata; Actinopteri; Acipenseriformes; Acipenseridae
Product: wnt inhibitory factor 1-like
Exons: 10
Coding region: 120-1250 (376 amino acids)
Biological process (GO): anatomical structure development
Cellular component (GO): cell surface; extracellular region
Molecular function (GO): signaling receptor binding
Source: RefSeq, a predicted model, not a curated record
GCGCUUUCAUUCUGACACCUACAGACCCAGAGCAGUGCGGUACAGAGGACGCAGCACAAGGAACAGCACCGCGAUUCCAGGCAGACUCCCGAACAAGUCUGCAGGCGGAUAUUUGUACAAUGGCCAAUAGAACACCUGUCCACGCGACUGCAGUGAAGACUUGCGUUUUUCUGCAUUUGCUGGUGUUUUUAGCGGAAUCUGCGAAGGAGGGCAGCUUAUACAUGUGGAUCGAUUCGAACCAAGCCAGAACCCUAAUAGGUUUUGAGGAAGAUAUUUUAAUUGUGUCUGAAGGGAAAAUGGCCCCUUUUACUCACGACUUCAGAAAAGCGCAGCAGAGGAUGCCAGCUAUUCCUGUCAAUAUUCAGCACAUGAAUUUCACCUGGCAAGCGACAGGGCAGGCAGAGUAUUUCUAUGAGUUCCAGGCAUUAAGGUCUCUAGACAAGGAUGUGAUGGGGGACCCCACUGUCAAUGUGCCCCUGCUGGGGAUGGUUUCACAAAAACCCUCAGUGGUUCAAAUUGGUUUCCCCUGCCUUGGAAAUCAGGACGGAGUGGCCGCGUUUGAAGUCACUAUUCUUGUAAUGGACGCAGAAGGCAACAUUAUUCUUCGGACUCCCCACAAUGCUAUUUUCUUCAAAACUUGUCAAAGAGCGAAGUGCCCCGGGGGGUGUCGGAACGCGGGCUUCUGCAAUGACAGGCAGGUGUGCGAUUGCACAGAUGGGUUCUAUGGCCCCCAUUGUGAGAAAGCUCUUUGUGCUCCCCGGUGUCUGAACGGAGGGCUGUGUGUCAGCCCCGGAAUGUGUAUAUGUCCUCCAGGUUACUACGGCAUCAACUGUGACAAGGCAAAUUGCACCACAGUCUGUCACAACGGUGGGACCUGCUUUCAUCCAGGGAAGUGCAUCUGCCCUGCAGGGUUCGAGGGCCCUCACUGUGAAAUCGGCAAGUGCCGUCAGCCUUGCAGAAAUGGAGGGAAGUGCACUGGGAGAAACAAAUGCAAGUGUCCUAAAGGAUUCCUGGGGGAUCUGUGUUCAAAGGCUGUCUGUGACCCGGGCUGUGGGGCGCACGGAACCUGCAUGGAACCAAACAAAUGCCACUGCAAAGACGGCUGGCAUGGAAGACACUGUAACAAAAGGUACAGAGCCAGUGUAAUGAGCGCCCUGAGGCCAACCAGCACCAAGCACAAACUGCACACGCCUUCUCCGAAAGAGGCUGACGAGGGCAAGAACCCACCCGAAACCAAUUACAUCUUGUGAGCGCACACUUCUGAACUCUCCAUUUACUUCUUAGACCCAGUUGCCUUUGUGGAUCGACUGUAUUUCUCUGAUUACCAGGGUCUGAAGGCCGGGGUUUCUUAACUUUGCUAUAAACCACUGACCAGCUAAGAAAUGUUCCUUCAUGGUUUUUGUUUCAUUAUAUUGUCAGAAUGGUAAGUUAUGGAAUGAUGACCUGUUGAUAUUUUAUAGAUGUGUGUUUCUAACUGUUCAUUUAUCUGUGCAACCAUAAUGUUUGUUAUCCAAUAUCUGUGGGGUGUGGGGGGAAGCGUUUUGAAAAAUUCAAGGGAAUUACAUCUUGUUUUUAAAAACGUAUGGGCCAUUUGUCACAAACACAUAAGCAUUCUGUUUUUUAAUAAGAAAUGUCAUAUAACUCAGGAUUUAAAACUGUUUGAAUAGGACCACAUAUUACAAAAAAUCAUAAAUAUUCAGUACUGUUUUGUUCCAUAAUUAAAACCAUUCUUUUUUGACAGGUAUUAAAAUGUUGCAGGUAUUCAACUUUGAUCAUUCUAACUAUCAACCUUAAUAUUAAAAUUAAUAAUCUGUACAAACUGACAAAAGGGCAUAUUGUGAUACUGUAUGUAAUAGUUUGUGCUAUCUUGAGAAUUUAAGUUGUUGUAUUAGUCAGCAGGCCACUCAACAAGUAAACAUCCCUGAUGUUAUUUAUUUUUGUGAACCCCAUUUCGAACCCUCAAGCCCCCCUACAUAGCGUCGCAAGGGGUUCCAAAAAAUAAUUUGUGAACUGAACUUCAAGCAUUUGGCGUUUUAAUUUUUUUAAAAUAUAUAAAUAAGAUUUAAUAACUGUUUCUUCCUUUUCGGGAGAACACAUUAAAAUUAAAUGUACUUAGACUUGAAACACACGUGUUUGAGGAUUUUAGUUCUUGUUACUUUUUAAUUGCCAUUACCAAAUGGUAAUAAUGAUUCUUACAUUAGCACUGUUGUAUUGAAACUGCAUACUAUAUUGUAAACCAAAAAAAUGCAUUUAUUUUAUUUUCUUUCAUAUGUACGCAAGUAUGUAUUAAAAUGAAAUAUGUCUGUGCUGUCUUUGCUAUGAACGCUUUUAAAUCACAAAUCAUGA